AUGGACAUACUACCAAAUGCGCCUUGCGCUCAUUGCAAGUUCAUCAGUCCUCACAAUGGAGAAAACAAAUGGGGUAGGAUCAGCAUCCCUUAUAACCGCGUCGAUCAAUACCCGAACUUUCCUGCACUCGAGGUUUCCGCUCGGAAAGGAUGUGCUUUUUGUGGCCUCUUGAGGCAUGCUCUACAAGAUAAGUACAGCGACGAGAAGAUAGCAGAAGCCGAGAGCGAUUUUCACCCAGAAAUUCGCGCCAAGUGGCCCACAUCCGGAUGGAAUGGCCUGGUGACAGUCGACCGUGCAGUCUUUUCAACCGAAGAAGACUGGACUGAACGUGAUCGGAGUCAAGCAACCGACCAGUCUCUCGGUGGUGUUCACACUCUGUCCCUUGGAGUCUGGCCGUAUCCUCCACGACGCAACGUUAGUAGCCCUGAAUCCAACCUUACUUGGGUAUGGUUCGCAGUGUACGCGGAUUCCGACGUUGGUCCGGCAGACAAUUCACAACAUCCGCGUCUAAUAGUCACUUCAAAGGAGUCAGGAGAAUAUGUGGCCCUCAGUCACUGCUGGGGAUCGUUAAUCGCGUUUGAUUCGGGCCAGCACGCUCGGACAUUGAAAAUCAACCUCAAAGACAUGUUAGGUGGGAUACCUCUGAACAUGUUACCCCAGAACUUUCAGGAUGCAGUUCUCAUUGUUCGGAAGCUGCAGUUGCGCUUUCUAUGGAUUGAUGCUUUGUGCAUCAUUCAAGAUGACCCAGCGGACUGGGCAAGGGAAGCUGCGAGAAUGAACGAUGUCUAUGGAUCAGCCUAUCUGACUAUAGCUGCAACUUCCGCUAUAUCUAGUACUGAUGGUUUCCUAAAGCGGUCGCAGGAGACGACCAUCAGUAUACCCUACUACAAGGACGUUCGCGCCGAUCCUGCCGGCCUCCUCUUCCUAGCUUACAUGCGAACGGGUGGCGAUCAAGGGUCUUGGUUUUCUAACAUAGAAACAGCUCGCUGGAAUACCAGAGGCUGGACCUUUCAGGAGCGCUUCCUAUCAAAACGCGUGCUGCAUUUUACCGAAAGAAAGUUGUUUUGGGAAUGUCGUGCGACCGACGCCUCGGAAGGAAAUGAGCCACCCCGUGAUCCACGUUACCGGACCUCGUGGUUGAAACACGAGGGCCAAGAUGAGUCUGGUCUUUCGCUAGAGCAAACCGCUGGAGCUUCCGAGUCCCACUUUGAUGCGUGGUACAGCAUAGUUUCCAGGUACUCUGCUCGUGAUCUCAGCCGUGAAACAGACGUGCUGCCAGCCUUGUCUGGUCUCGCUCAUGCUUUUAGAGGCGCUCAUGACAUGGGGAAAUGCACUGAUAACAAUGAUUAUCUUGCAGGAAUUUGGCGGGAUGACCUUUUAAGAGGUCUGCUUUGGAAUUCGCACGAUAGCAGCCGGGCAAGCAGAUACAGUCAGUAUAUUGCGCCUACGUGGUCAUGGGCCUCAAUCAAAGGGCAGGUCCAUUUCCCGUCCGGAGGUUUAGGCAUCAAAAGUACCCCAACUUUUGUCAAUGCAAGCUUUGAACCAAAAGCGGACGACCACCUGGGAGCGAUCGUUGCCGCAAAGCUCACUUUGCUUGCAAAGGUUCGACGUCUGUGUGAAGUCGUGGAAAAGGCUUACAGCUCAUGGUAUCCAUGGCAUCUACGAUUCGAGGGAAGACAUAUUGCUAAUGGUGCAUUUGACGUGAACAGUGAAGGUGGCAGGAACACUGUAUGGGCAAUGGAGUGCAUGCUCCAAAAACACUGGGAUUAUCGGGAUCAUCCUACCAUGCUCUUGCUGCAUAGAUCAGGAACUACGCCUGAUACAUACGAGCGCGUGGGAGUGGCGAGAAUGGAAGAACAAUGGCUCGGAUUCUUCAAUGAUUGCGAGCCCCGAGAGAUAGCCUUGGUAUAG
Messenger RNA from Letharia lupina, 1911 nucleotides. RefSeq lists its product as uncharacterized. The record is from RefSeq and is a predicted model, not a curated record. The coding region runs from base 1 to 1911 and encodes 636 amino acids. The transcript has 3 exons. NCBI's taxonomy places the organism in Eukaryota, Fungi, Ascomycota, Lecanoromycetes, Lecanorales, Parmeliaceae.